GAAGUGGCGGUUACGAUUAGCGAACUCGACACUUGUGUCCCUCUGUCUAAAAUCGAUAAGUGAUUGGUUUUCUUGAUGGUUAAGAUUUUGUGGGUCUAGUAACGUGCUCACAGAAGGUAAGCACCGAAGUGUGUCAGGAGAAUUUGAGUACAAACUCCAGUAUUUUCCAUCAUGUGUCGUCAUUUUUUCCUUUUUACGAUAGCUCUGUAACGUUGGAGGUUUUUUUUUACAGGGAUGUCUUUGUCUCGGCUGUAAAAAAAACUCGGUGAUGUUGAAGGCCAGCCGUUGACUAUAGCUAACCUUAACUGAUCUGUGGUCUGUACCUGUGCACGCUGACUGACAUGUACGUGGACAGCUGCUGCUGCUGCCCUCAAAGCUAGCUUACUGCUGCUGCUGAUGUGUGCGCAGCCAAAUGACAUGAGAGGGAGCGGUUUACAUUUCCAGUGGAUCAAACCUCCAGACAUGCCUGCAUCAUUAGUGUCUGUUCAGAGACAUGCCAUACCAGCUGAUGAAUGUCUGCCGGUGUGGAUGUCAUAGUCAUAAUCUUACAGUGAACAUUUUUACAAUGGAGGGCGGUAGAAAAAAAGGGACUAAAAUUCCCAAAUGGAAUUAUAAUACCAACAUUUAACCAAACUGCACCAUAUUAAAGAUUUUUAUUCGGGUUCAAAGUUCAGUUGAGGUCUCUUGAGUCAUGAUUUGAGGACACUUAAAAUCCCUAAGUUUUGGUUGACAGAUUACACCAACUAAUAAUGGUGUAAAAUGGAAUAGAGGUGGGAACCAGUCUGAUUCCACAUGAUAACAGUAAUGUGAGGAUAGGGCUGGGUGCUAUGGAAAAAAGUUUAUCACGAUAUAUUUUUCAUUUCAGACAAUAUCAAUAUAUAUCACAAUAUAAAAAAUGAAAUUUAACAGUGCUUAUUGAUAGAAUGUCUUUUGCAAUACAAUAAGCUACUGCAUCUGUGAGGUCUUUGUGUCUCUUCAACGCUUUGUCAUUGCGCUACAGACAUAGAUUGUAUAUAGAAUGGACAGCGUCUGCCUCUUCGCUGGGUGAAGCCACUCUGAGAACAGCACCCUCUGGUGACGGGCUGCAGUAUAAGUUCUAUAUCCUGCCUCCACCAGCAAAGCUUAUGGAGCUGUGGACAAACUUUAGAAAUUUAUUACACAGAACAUUAAUUUUUUCCCUGCUGCUUGCAAUGUUGACAUGUAGUAAUUGUGAAACUGGUUUGUGCUCAAGUCCUCUUUUUUUCUGUACAGCUCCGUUUUUAAAAGUUAUUAGGGGCUCAUGUUUUCUAUGAUUGACACUUGAUACAGCCUAUGGGCGUACGAAGGUUGCAUAGCUCACCCGAGGGAUACGCUGUUUGAGCCGAGCGUCAUCACAGCGACUCUCCCACCGAAUGUGUACAAUGCUACUGCGCAAUGUCGCAUUCAGGAAAUUAAGAAAAAACGCAGAAUUAACGCAGAGUUAACGCAGAGUUUUGGCUGCACAGGCGCCAUGGGCUCCUUGCUCCGCUUGGGAUUUGUAACUUGCGUGCUCUGCUCUCUUGUGUGGCACUGCUUCAGGUUGUGAAAAAGAUUUGAGUUAUUCUCGAUUUUGCGAGAACAUGUACUCGACAUAAUUUGUAGUGCGCUUAAUUCUGCUUCAUGUCCGACCUAAAAAAAAACCCCAAAACACCUCCACACCACCAACGUUUUAGUGCCAGUGUUGUCGACAAUGUCGCCAUCUGUUGAGCCUUCAUCUACAUUUCUGCCGGGGGUAGCACUCAUUUUCUUUAGUGCUAUAUAUGCAUGUUGCUGCAGCUGCAGCCUACGACUACACAGUUGUUUGCUACUUGGUUCUAAUUCAGCACGUGAUUGGUUCAGCACGAAGUGGACCCAGAGCAACUCCUUUUUUCAUUGGCUAUUCAUAUAGUCUACCAAAACAUGGCAGAAUGCCGACUAUCAAAAAGAAUAUUGACCAUGUUUGAUAUUUAAAGCACAUUGAUCAUGUUUUAUAUUGAUAUUGAGGGAAAUUAAUUUUCGAUAUAUAUCAUUAUCGUUUUAUCACCCACCCCUUUGUCAGGAUAACAGUAAUUUUUGUGAUAACUGAUAGAAUGCCAGGUAAUCAUAUUGUACAUCAUGACCGAAUAAAGAGGAAUAAAACAAUGCCCCUGAAAAGUAAAGUGCAGGAUUGAUGUCAACACCGCCAUUAGGAGUAGUCAUCUAAUAAGGAGUUGGUUGGUUAUACAGGAGGGAAAAGUCUUCUUCGAUCCUGGUAAUAUUUUAAUCAAAAAGUGGUUAUUUGGCUUCAGUGAUAUAAUUGCAGUGCACAAGCUGAGACAACAAUUUUACUAACAUACGAAACUGGUUAGAGCAAUCCCUGAUCCCUCCAUCUUUAUCUUCCCCCAAAUCAUGAAAAUGAAAAGUUUUAUUCUGCAUGUUGGGUCACUUUGUAGAGGAUCUUUAAGCUUUUUUCAGACUGAAACUACCUAACCAUAUUGCACCCUCCCCCCAUCUGCUGCCUCUUAAGAUCUCUGCCAGCAUCCCCUAUUGAAACUAUCCUCUCUAUUCAUUUUCUCCUUCUCUCAGGGGUUCGUCAUGGCACUGAAAAGAAGGAGGGCAACAUCCCCCUCUAGCAGUGUGAGUGGAGGAGAUUUUGACGAUAGCCAGACUUCAUCGUUAGUCUCUUCAAUUGGGAGAAAGAGGAGAAGGACCUCAAACAUUCCAACUGUGGAUCCUGUAAUUUUACAAAUUUCAGUCAUUGUUGUGCUUUAAAGAUAACAGCAGAAUUGUUGUUCUUGUGCAGAUUAAGUAGUGGACAACAGAGAGGAUGUAGAUUUUUUUUUCAGGGUUGAAUCCUUGCCUUGCAGAUUGCUGUAUGUCAUGAACUUUACAACACAAUCAGAGAUUACAAGGAUGACCAGGGCAGGAUGCUGUGUGAGCUUUUCAUCAGGGCUCCCAAACGAAGGUGAGGAAAGGAAGGCGAAGUCUGUAAAUGCAUGGGUAUAUUUACGACCUGAAAUUUCCACAAAUACAAGUCUCUGCUUCUUUCUCAGAAAUCAACCAGAUUAUUACCAUGUGGUGUCUCAGCCGAUCGACAUGAUGAAGAUCCAGCAGAAGCUGAAGAUGGAGGAGUAUGAUGAUGUUGAACAACUGACAAGUGACUUUCAAUUGUUAUUCAACAACGCAAAGACAUAUUACAAGGUAAAAUAUACAACUACGAGGUAAAAAGUUGACAUUUAUCCGUGGACAGAAAGUAGAAACAAUGUCAGUGCACCUGCAUAGAAAUGUGUGACUUGUGUCUAUCUAGUCUGACAGUCCUGAGUACAGGGCAGCCUGUAAACUGUGGGACCUUUACCUGCGAACCAAGAAUGAAUUUGUUCAGAGAGGGGAAUAUGAAGACGACGAUGAAGAUGGCUAUGAAGCACAUGACAAUCCUGGAGGAUCGACUGAAGAUGAGGUAAAAUUCAUGAUGGCUGCUGUUCAUCUUACCAAAAAGCCAACUCAUUUAACAGCUCUGAAUGAGUGCUACUAAAAUACUCUGAUAUUUUUAAUAUUUGUAAGAAUGAGAUGGAACCAGGAAUGGGGGGGGUUUGAGGAUGGAGUGUAAGUUUCUGUUUUAUUUUGAAAGUAAAGGAUGUCAAGCUACUUCAGUUAACUAGCGAGCUUUACAGAUUUAAAAGAGACUGUCAUUAUUUUGGGUUUAUUAUAACAGAGUUGUUCUUCAGAAUGCUCACAGUAUUUCCUCAGCUAAAAAGGGGACCUUUUGUAUGUGACAGUGUGCGCCCACCUGCCUGAAAGAGAUCCUUGAGCAACUACUCGAUGCUGUGGUGUCUUACAUGGAGCCCACUGGCCGUCUGGUCAGCGAGCUCUUCCAGAAGCUUCCCUCCAAAAUGGUACAAGCUCCUUUUUUAAUAUUUAUUUAUUCUGAGCAAGAAAAAAAGAGAGGCAAAAAAAUGAUCAUACAAUUGCAGAUAGACCUAAGUGCCUGUUAUUCCGCCAGAGUCUCCGGUAUUUAGUUCGUUUUCUUGCUUGUAUUGGCAGUCGUGGAGCAGCGUCUGCCUCACAACCAAUCAGGAUGGGGGAGGCGGGGAAUGGCUCUGUUUACAGUCAGAAAGAGCAGGCUGCUAAAAAUUUUUUGAAUGCAGCGAUAUCAUUAUAUUACCAAAUGUCAUCAAUAACUAAUAGCUAUUGACUGAUGUUAAAAGCUUUUUUGUAUAUAAACCACAAAAAAAGAUGCUUCUUUAAUGGAUUCUUGCCUACCCUACCUUUAACCUGAGAAAUAAAUCUAUUACAAAAAUAUUUAUUUCAAUCCAAAUAUAAAAUCAAAAAUAUAAAACUUCAUCAAAAACUUUUAAAUUGAUCUCUUUAUAUAUCUUGGUAAUCAAGUAUCUUUGGAUCAAGUUUGGAGAUUUGAUGAACCUUUAUUUCAAAUCAAAUCAAAUCAAAUUGUAUUUAUGUUGCACCAAUUCACAACAGUCGUCAUCCCAAGAUGCUUUCCAAAGAAAAAGAUCAGGUCUUGACCACGCUUAUUGUAUUUAAACCAUACCACAGUUUUACUCCACACUGAAGCAUUCCCAUGUUGAUACAGAUUUUUCAAAUCAAAAUGUACCUUCCAUUAUUUUUUGCUUUUGGUACGAUUUGUGCUUCUUGACAUUACACAAGAUCUUUAAAUUUGAGUGAUUUUGAGAGAAGGAAUAGUUAUAUAUCAUUCCAGCUGAUUGAGUCGUCUGUCGUCAGCCUGAGAAACGUGAUUAAUUUAUCCAUCCUGUCUUUCUGAAUCUGUAUUUGUUGAUUAAAUCCAUAGUUUCCAAAAUGCAUCAUUUUUGUUUUAUUAAAGUUUAAAAUAACUUGUUCCUGUCAAACCUUAUUUUCAAUUCACUCAGUUAUGUACUGAUCUCUUGAAGUAACUGUUUCAAAUCACUUGCAAAAAGUAGUGUAAGGGUAGCAAAUAACAUCAUCUUCAAUAUUUUUGAACCAUAGCAUGUUCCAUUAAUAUGAAGAAUUGACAAUUUAGGGCUCAACACUGACCUUCUAUUUGGCUAAUGCAAAAAAAUGUCCUGAAUCUCAAGUGUAUUUUCCCUCUCUUCUUUUAGCAAUAUCCAGAUUAUUAUGCCAUCAUUAAAGAACCAAUAGAUCUGAAAAUCAUCGCCCAAAAGAUUCAGGUAAACUGUUGCACCUUCUACAUCAGGUUUACAAUGUCUCUUUUAAAGGUGGGUUUUAAAUGUCCAGUGCUUAAAUAUGUUCUUGCAGUUGGGUCACUACAGGAGUGUUGGUGCUAUGGCAAAAGAUAUCGAUUUGCUGGUCAAGAAUGCCAAAACUUACAAUGAGCCAGGAUCACAAGUGUUCAAGGUAAAUGUGUUCUUUGCAAAAUAAUUAAAACCAGAUGUCGUAAGCAAAUAUACAUGACUUUGACUCUCUUAUAUGUUACAGGAUGCAAACACAAUCAAAAAGAUUUUUGCACAAAAGAGGUCUGAUAUGGAACAUGGAGAACCAAUCAAGUCCAGCAUGCGUAUCAGGUAAAACUAGGAGAUGGUGCUGGGAUAAAUACAGCACUGUUACCUAUUGAUUUUAACUGUGGGCCUCCUCUUUUUCUGUCUGUCUCUGUCAGGAAUAGAAGGUCUGCACAGGGAGACCGCCUCUCAGCUAUCACCAUGGCUCUUCAAUACGAAAGUGAUGAGGAAGGAAUUCUGUCCGGUACAUCUUCGGCUUAUUUUCUGCAUCUCAUCAAACAGACUGUGCAUCGUUAAAAGUGCUGCAGAUUGUGAGUAGAUAUAUUUCAUAUUUGUGCCAUUAUUUGUGUACGUCCUCUUCUUUUAUCAGGUUCUGUGCACUAUGAUGAGGGCGAAUCUGAGGCAGAGAGUCUGACUUCUAACAUGGAAAUGAGUAACCCCAUCUUUCAGCUGUACGAGGCCGUGCGAGGCGCCAGGAACAGUCAGGGUCAGCUUAUUUCUGAGCCUUUCUUGCAGCUACCUUCCAGAAAGGACUACCCAGACUACUACCACCAGAUCAGCCAACCCAUCUGCCUCCACCAGAUCAAGUAUGACAGAAUUAUUGAUCUAACCCUGUGUGUGUUUUUGUGGAACAGUUUGAAACCAUUUCCAGCUCGGUGUUUUUCAGUGCUAAUUUGUUUCUUUACUACCAGACAGCAAAUUAUCACACUUAAAGAGCCCUGUGACCAUAUUCACAAAACUUCCUAUAACAAAGAGUUGCUCUUAGUCAUCAAAUGCUGUGAAAAUUCUUAGAAUCAUGAAGUUUUCUGAGAGAGACUAGAUCCUGGAAAAAUUAACAGGGUAUCCGAGGUGUCUUAAAAAGUCUUAAAGCGUCCGAUAAUUUGAAUUUAAGACCUUAAAAUAUCUCAAAUUCUCUUAAAAUCUCAUAAAAUGUCUUAAAUAUGACUUUAAAAGGUUCAAAAAUGUAUUAACUCUACUAACAAAAUAAAUAACUUGCCGGAGGAAUAAAAAUGAUUUAAAGUAAAGUGAUAUGUUCCAAAUUCCCUUCAUGUCUUCUGUACUUAAAUGGGUCUUAAAUUGUAUUCAUUACGGUCUUGUAAAAGUCUUGAAAAGUCUUAAAUUUGACUUGUUGAAACCUGCAGAGACCCUAAAUCAAGAGUUAUUCACUGGGUAUCUUGUCUAAGGAGAAAACUGUUGGGAGCAGAAAGGAGGACAUUAUGGAAGCUCAAGAGUUUCUCAAGCAGAGGAGAAAAUGUUGGAAAAUAUUUAACAGAAUUUUAAAGUUUGGCUUACAAUUUCUUCAGCGGAGAUAUUUGAUAGAUAAAAUACUGAUGAAGCACUAUCUAAUCAGAUUCUCUGAAUAGGCUGAAAUAUUUCACUGUCCUUCUAUCCCUGUUGUAUAAAACAUCAUAGCCGAGCUCUUUUUUCUUUUUGUGGAUCAGCCAAUCACAGCUGGUUACAAAACUGACUGAAAUGAAGAGUCUCUGUAUGACCUAAAAGAGCAAAAGAGACUAUCAAAAAUCAAGAGUGAUUAUUUGUAUUUGUGUCACUCUGUCACAGGGUAGAUGUCAGAAGAAGCAAAUAACACCAAGCUGCCAGAACGACUUUAAAAAAACAUUUCUAUGUCUAACAUUUUAUUUAAAUCAUUCAAUAUUACUAAGGAUUUCAUAUUGAUUCAAGAUUUCUUUAUUUUAUUAUCCAUUAAAAAAAAAAAAUUCAUUAUUAUAACAUGGCAUUUUCAGUUUGCUUGUGAUUUCUGGACUAAGUCUUUUUAUAGUACUUCUAAAAGGGAGAAUACCAGGAAUUUUCAGGAUUCUAUGAGUAAAUAUCAAGAAAGUAUUGUUUGUUACUGAUAUUGAAAUUGAGAUUUUAUCCAACUUUUGUGGGUGGAAAUUGAUCAGGCUUUAUAGAACACCAUUCUGCUUCUUCUUCAUUUCUCUAACUAUUCAUAUUGUCAUCAUUGACUUCUCUUAUUUUAUUUCACCAACAUUUUCCCUUUUGUUUUGUUUUUUAUUUCUUACCCCUGCGGCAUCACCGCACUCACUGUACAGUACAGUAUUUCUGUGCCCUCCUUCCCAAAUGUGAGAGCCCCUGAUUCCCCACAGGAACAAGAUGAAGAACAAUGAGUAUGAAAGUGUUGAGCACGUUGACUCUGAUUUGAUGCUGAUGUUCGAGAAUGCCAAACGCUACAAUGUUCCUCACUCCUCAAUCUACAAGCGAGCUCUGAAACUCCAGCAGAUUCAGCAGGUCAGUACCCCUGCAUGCUUUUCUCAGUGUUCUAUGCUUUUUGAACUGUUGUCGAUAAUACUUGUUCAUUUUCAGAUGAAAAGGAAGGAGCUUUUACAGAGAGAUGAUGAUGAUGGAGACAGCAUGCUCUCCUCUGCUACAUCUGACACCAGCAGCACAAAGAGAAAAAGGUUCAGAUUUAGGCACAUUUAAGUCUUUAAACACAAUAAAAUUAUUUUUUCUUUGAAGAAGGAUUGACAUGUGACUUACAUGAUGUUUCCAGCCACAAAAAGAACACUAAGAAGAACAGAAUGAAAGCUCUCCUGAUUUCUGUGACCGAGGCACGAGAAGCUGGCACAGGCCGCAGACUGUGUGACCUCUUCAUGGUGAAACCCUCCAAGAAAGACUAUCCGGACUACUACAAGGUCAUCCUGGAACCAAUGGACCUCAGGACUAUAGAGUACAACAUCCGCUCAGACAAAUACAUGACAGAAGAUGCAAUGGUGGAGGAUAUGAAGCUGAUGUUCCGUAAUGCUCGACACUACAAUGAAGAAGGCUCACAGGUACGCUCUGGUUGGCAUUUUUUAUCCAACUUAGUGCUUUUUUUGAAGUAUUCAUAUUUAAGAGAAUUUUCAAAGUUUGAAAAGCACUUUUAGCUUAUUAAUGGACAAAGAAGUUUCAGGCUACAGAAACAUAAGUUGUAAAGAAACAUAUUCUCAGAGAAACUGAAGUAUAGCAGCUGUUUCAUAUAAAUUUCUGUUUUCUUCAAGGUCUACAAUGAUGCUGAUGUCCUGGAAAAGAUUAUGAAAGACAGACGCAGAGAUCUUGGGCCUGCAACAGAUGAUGAUGACAUGAUGUCACCAAAGUUGAAAAUAAGUGAGUUGGCCUUUUAUUUUAUAUUUUUGCUUCACUUGGAUUAAUUAAAUCACUGCAGACAUCCCAGUUUGCCACCUGUGAUUUUUCAACCGGUGUAAAAAGAAGGACAACGUAGCAGCUCACUCUAAAGUGAAGCCAAAACAGACAGAGCCCACCCUUGUAACUGACAUAAAGCUGCCAGCCUCCUCCAUGCUCACAGAUGGCUCACUUUUCCAAAGGGUUUAAAUUUGUCAACUGAUGCUAUGAAAAAGUGGGUAUGAUGCCAUGAUUGACAGCUUUGUUAACAGCUGUGGUGACACCAGAUGAUCUAAUAGAGAGGACCAAUGAUAGAAGAUAUGACAAACACUCAAAUCAGAGCCAUUAAACUUUCUAUAACCGCAAGUGUCGGCUUCAAACUGACAAGAGAACAUGUUCUGCCGUGGAGUGUACUGGCUAUCAGAGAUCUUUGCAGUUUUAUUGGUAAGUUACAGGGAUAUCCCGGCGUAAAAUUAAGUUAGGGUCAAACACACCUUAACACAGAGUUAGACACCCUGUCGAGAGAUGAAUGUUGCCGACCACUUUCUUCUCUAGUUAUACCAACUUUAGUAACGUCCGCAUGAUAGCAAUACACAGAGGUCUCAAGAGCCACGCACUCAACCAAAAAGCCACUCUAUAGCCACAAAUAAUGCUCAGAAAUAAAUGUUCAAAUAAUGUUCUUCCUUGAGAUGCGUCAUCCCACUGCAGUCAGUUUGGACUAACCCAAGGUCUCAGUACAAACAAGCGGCUGCUGGAAGAGAGUUGGUGAGUUGUGUUUAGUCUCUUUGUUAAAGAAAUCAGUCAAAGUUAAAAAGAUGUUUGGUGGCUAAUACUAUGGCUGGGACCCUAUAUGUACUGUUGAUGAAGUUAGGUGCUGUUCUGAGCAUUAUUUGUGGCUAUAGAGUGGCUAUUUGGUUGAGGUUUGUUAAUGGCUCCUUAGACCGCUGUGUAUUGCUAUCAUGCAGUCGUUACUAAAGUUGGUAUAACUAGAGAAGCAAGCGGUCGGAAUGCCAACAUUAGACGGGGUGUCUAACUCGGUGUGACGGUGUGUUUGACUCUAACUUAAUUAUACACCAGAAUAUCCCUAUAAAUGCUGUUUGGCUGGUGAAACUGCUGCUCCACCAGCUUAUCCCUAUUUUGGCUGCAAAUAAGGCCACAAAGGUCAAACAAGGUCAUAGGAGCAGUAAAUCAUUUGUCAAUGUGUGAAGUUUAAGCAUCACUUUUGUUCAACAUGGGAUAGUUGAACCUUUUAUACAAUCAAUGUUAGUUUCAUCAGUAUGAUUAAUGUGAUUGCAGGAAAGAACAGCAUCACGCUGAAGAAGUCCAAAUACCUGACCCCCCUACAGCAGAAGCUGAAUGAGCUCUAUGAGGCUGUGAAGAACUACACAGACAAGCGAGGCCGCCGCCUCAGCACCAUCUUUCUCCGGCUGCCGUCUCGUGCUGAGCUGCCUGAUUACUACAUCGCCAUUAAAAAGCCUGUGGACAUGGAGAAAAUCAAAAGCCAUAUGAUGUCCAACAAGUACCAGGAUGUAGACGCUUUGGUGGAGGACUUUGUGCUCAUGUUCAACAACGCCUGCACCUAUAAUGAGCCAGAGUCUCUGAUUUACCGUGAUGCUCUGGUGUUGCACAGGGUGCUACUGGAGACGCGGCGGGACCUUGAAGGAGGAGAUGACGCCCAUGUGCCUGAUGUGCCGCGUCUCAUCCAGGAACUCAUCCGUAGUCUCUUUGUCUCUGUGUUAGGCCACCAAGAUGAUGAAGGCCGUUGCUACAGUGAUUCUCUUGCAGAGAUUCCUGCUGUAGAUCCAGCAAAUCCUGAGAAGCCAGGACUCAAUUUUGAGAUCAUCAGAACUAAUGUAGAUCGGGGGCGUUAUAAGAGGCUGGAUGUAUUUCAGGACCACAUGUUUGAAGUGCUGGAAAAGGCCAGACGAUUGAACAGGUGAGGUACUGUUCACCAUCCUGUCCCAGAAUCAAAUGAUCUGUUCAUCCGUUUCUUUUUGCCCGGAUGAUGUCAAAUUGUUAUAGUGAAACAAAAAGUUAUCCUAGACUGCAUCCUCUUUACAGGACUGAUUCAGAGAUCUUUGAAGAUGCUGUGGAGCUGCAGCAGUUCUUUAUCCGCAUCAGAGAUGAGCUGUGCAAGAACGGAGAGAUCCUGAUGUCCCCGGCUCUCAGCUACACGUCCAAACAUCUGCACAGCGAUGUGGAAAAAGAAAAGAAGGAGAAGCUUCCAAAGGAGUUUGAAGAGGACAAAAUCAAGAGGGAGGAGGAAAAAAGGGGUAUUAUGUAUAAUUGUUAUUUAAUAUCACAACACAUAAAAGUUCCCUCUCUUGUUUUCCCAGCAAAUACUGCGACACUGUUCAAGUGAGUUAUUUUGAUUUUCCAGAAGCUGAAAAGAGAGAGGACUCUGCUGGAGGAUCCUGGCAGUCUACCCUGCAGCGCACAUACAGUCAGGACUGCAGUUUCAAAGACAGCAUGUACCACGUUGGGGACUGUGUGUAUGUGGAGCCUGCAGAGCCCAACCUGCAGCCCCAUAUCAUCUGCAUUGAACGCCUUUGGCAGGAUGACACUGGUCAGUUUUACCCAUCAAAAAAGGGAUUGUGGUAUUAUAUGCUAGAACGUGUUAUUUUUCAGCUUCACUGACAGUGCUUCUUAAAUAGUGUAAAUUGCAUGCAGUUGCAGAGGGGCAUGCUUCGUUUUUAAGCAACAACUGAACAUGAAGAACAACCUGACUUAAGCAUUUAUGCUAUCUGCUGUUUCUCGCUGAGAGACAUACAAACUUUGGUAUGGUGUCAUGUGAACAGGAAAUAUGAUUUAUGUUAAGGUAGUAGUCUGUGCGCUUUAGCUGAGAUAAAAAUGUUGUUCUUGUAAAACUUAAACUCAGAAAUCUGCAACCUCAUAUCUAACUGAUGUGAUGUUUCAGAUUUAAGUUGCAGGUGUGUAAAUUUCUCAAGUAAAAAUGCCAAAUAACAUCACCCCACUGAUCAUUUUUUGGUCUAAAAGGGGUCUAAAUGUAGCCUAGAUGACUGGAUAAAGUCAGUCUACCACAGGUCUAAAAGUUUUUAGAUGUCUAAAUUUGGACCAAGUUUAGACCAAGUCUAAGUCUAGACUAUAUCUAUACUACACUGUAUAUUGCUCAACAGCUAUCAUAAUUAUUUUGGUUAAGUACUUGGAGAUCAGUUAUACAACUCACAGUUGCUUUUUGAAAUAAAUAGUUAUUGAAUAAUGGGUUAAAGUGCAACAUCUAAAUUCCGUGUAAAAAUAUACAGAAUCUAGACGUUUGAAAGUAGGUUUAAAAAAAACUAGAUGUCUAAUAGCCGUCUAUUGCUCAUGUACAGAUUAGGCAAGAAUCAAGAAACAGGGAGUCACAAAUAAGAGACUAGAUAGAUACCUGUUGUUAACCAUAGUUCCUUUUUUAUUAAUCCCUCUUUUGCCUUAAAAUAACAGGUGAGAAGUGGCUGUACGGCUGCUGGUUUUACAGGCCAAAUGAAACAUUUCAUCUCGCCACGAGGAAGUUCUUGGAAAAGGAAGUUUUUAAGAGUGAUUAUUACAACAAAGCACCUGUCAGCAAGAUUCUGGGCAAAUGUGUGGUCAUGUUUGUAAAGGUAAAAGCUCUCUUUUUCUGUAUGUUUUACUUGUCUUAAUUGAAUUUACUUUUUGUUGUCUUUUGUGUUUUGACCACAUGUUUCUGAUGUGUCAAAUUCAAGGAGUACUUCAAACUUCACCCAGAAGGCUUUAGAGCAGAGGACGUCUAUGUCUGCGAGUCACGCUACUCUGCCAAAUCUAAGUCCUUCAAGAAGAUUAAAAUGUGGACAAUGCCUUUGAGCUCAGUCCGCUUUGUUCCCAGAGAAGUCCCCCUGCCUGUUGUCCGUGUGGCGUCCAUGUUUGCCCUCAAACAGGAGGAAAAACCAGUGGAGAUGACCGAUGAAUGCAAAAUGGCAGAUGUUGUUGUGGACAAGGUGAAUGCAUUGUGUUUUUUUUCUUAAACAAUGACCAGAAUACAGAUGAAAUAACAAAGACUAUUUUCAGGACAAAAAUCUGUGUCUACAGGAGAGGGAGGAUGUCCCAAUGGAAAUGACCAAUGGGGAGCCAGGAUGUCAAUAUUAUGAGCAGCUUUGCCACAACAACAUGUGGCUGAAAGCAGGAGACUUUGUUUACAUUGGCUCACAUGGGCUAGUGCGCCAUCGAGUGGGCAGGUAGAGUAAAUGCUCUGAUUCCCAUUGACACAGUUAAACCCUGACAUGGUUGAUAAUGCUUGUUUGUGGACAAAGUCAUUAAUUUUACUUUUACUAAAAUGUUAACUUUUUGUGAUACGAAAAUUGUCUUUGUUUGUUUAUUAUAUUUCACAGGAUUGAGAAAAUGUGGAUGCGAGAUGGAGUGGGCUACUUCUUUGGUCCGAUCUUUAUCCAUCCAGAGGAAACUGAGCAUGAGCCCACCAAGAUGUUCUACAAGAAAGAAGUGUUCCUGAGCAACCUGGAGGAGACUUGUCCGAUGACCUGCGUCAUAGGUGCCAUCUCUAUUGGUUGAAUUAAAUGUCAGAAGUUUGGUUCAGGAAUAUGUUGCUCUGUUUUAUGCCUGUGUGGUUGAACAUCAAAUUCACGCACUGAGUGAGUUUUCUUGUUCCACAGGAAAGUGUGUGGUAUCAUCGUACAAAGACUACCUGUCCUGUCGGCCAACUGAAGUGCCUGAAGAUGACGUUCUGCUCUGUGAGAGCCGCUACAUUGAGAGCGAGAAGCAAAUGAAGAAGUUUAAAGGUCUGAAGCGCUUUUCCCUCUCUGGAAAAGUGGUUGAGGAUGAAAUUUACUAUUUCAGGUGAAAGAAAAUUAAACUAAUAAUGCAAACUACAAAUUAAAUACACUGAUUAAUUCCUACUUGUUGUUCAGACAAGAAUAUCUGUUGUGAAACGUGCUGUAUUUCUGUGGCUGUUCUAAUUUAAGCCACUUCUUCCUAAUUGAGGAAUUCACUUCAGAAAGGUGAUUAUACUGUAAAGCACAAAACCUGUUUGUAAUUGUGUUGUGCAGGAAACUCAUCGUCCCCCAGAAGGAGCCGUCCCCUCUUCUUGAUAAGAAAAUCGAAGAACUGGAAGCCAAAUUUGCUGAAAUGACAGAUGAGGAGUUGGAGGACCUUGGUGACGAUGAUGGCGAGCUCGGGGACCAGUCUCUUCCUCAGAUGCAGUCUGCCAUGUCCAGUGACAUGGACAUCAUGCCUUAUACUCCUCCGCAGGUCAGUGUGAAAGUUAAACAUGGACUGUCGACUGUAUUUCAGUCUACUCAGGGGAUUUCUUUUAAUGUUUGUCUUGUGUUUUGGUUGCAGUCAACACCAAAAUCCAUAAAGGGACUUUCAAAGAAGGAGGGCUCGAAGCGUAAGAUCAACAUGAGUGGCUACAUCCUGUUCAGCAGUGAGAUGCGAGCUGUCAUCAAAGCCCAGCACCCAGACUUUUCCUUUGGGGAGCUGAGUCGCCUUGUCGGCACGGAGUGGAGAAACCUGGAGGGCUCCAAGAAAGCCGAAUACGAAGGCAAUCAAACAUUUUUAAGACACUGUUCAUCUAGCCUCUCCUGGGAAAGUUAUGCCCCCAGAACUGUGAACCAUACAAAGUUGUCACCCAUCACUUGUCUUUAUUAUCCUUCAGAGCGAGCAGCCAAAGUGGCGGAGCAGCAGGAGCGAGAGAGGGCCCAUCAUCAGACGUCCCCAAGAGCAGGUACCCCUGUAGAGGCACUGAUGGGGGUGGUACCUCCCCCAACCCCAAUGGGGAUGCUUAAUCCCAGCAUGACGCCUGUGUCAGGUAACCCCUCAUGGAUGCAGAUGGAUCCCCAGUGUACACUAGAAGGCUGGAAUAAGGAGCUGAACUGCUAGAUAUGUUAACACUCUUGGCUUUUUAAUCCCACCUGUGUUGUAGCAUGUUUGUGAAUGUGUUGCAUCUAACGUCAUUUAUUAAGCCCACCCCUUGAAUGUUGUACAGCACUCUGUGUUCUGUAUUUGACUGCAGAACACAGAGUGGAAAGUUACCGUUCACCCAGAAAGUAAAAGAACUUAAAAAUGCGCUUUUAGUGCUUGAGAGUAGUGCAUGUGCAUCAUUGUUUUUAUUGUGCAUUUGUCAAUUUUCUGCCAUUUAUAUUUCCAUUCAUAUUCAUCACAAUAACCUGUUUAAUAUAUUAACGCAUAUAUCAGGCCUAUUUUUUGAUGAGCCAAAUUUUGCAAUAAGUGAAGAGCAAAUGUGCUGUGCAUUUAAAUUUCCUCUGUCAAACCUGUAAAGCCAGGGGUUUAAGUGAUAAUCGGUUUAUUACGUUUAUUUACCAAUCACAAUGUGGCAUUUUUAUCUUUUUUAUACAACCCAACACUAUUUCUCUGUUGAAAUAGCCUGGUUAGGAUUUCAACAUUCAUAAACCUCUCUCACAUUCAUAUAAACGAUUACUAGGCUGAGCAGAGAUCUUUGGCCGAAGGUUCGGUUUCGGCCUGUAGACCAUAACUUUAAUAGGUCUGAUAUAUAUAUGACCAUAUUUCUGCAUGUUCUGUGGUGAAGUAGUGAUGCAUGACUAAAGCAUGUCACUGUCUUUUGUUACUACCUCCCUUCCUAACAAGGUAUGAUAGAAGGACAUAGGUCAGCUAUGAUGUUCCCCUCGUGGGGCCACACUGACAGCAUGGUUAGUAUGACUGGUAUCCCGCGUCACUUCAUGGGGGUGCCUGUCCCCAUUCUCUCCUGCACUAUGCCUGGGUUCCCUGGAAUGCCGUACUUUGGUAAGAGUGCUGUCAUAGCCACCCCACCUGCCAUGCAGUUGCUUCCUGUCUGCUAGUCUGACUUGCUGGAGGGGCUACCUGUACCAAUAGGCUGAGGUUACUGAGUUGAUGAGCCACAGGUUGAGUGCAUAAAGCCUCAACUUGGGCUUACUAUCUUCUGUGCUCAUUACCGAUAAGCUUGAGAAUUAACUUUUGUUUAAAUGAAACUUCUAAAUUUCACAUUUUUGACUUUGUGUGAUUCUAUUAAUGUAAAUCAACGACAAGUGGCCUGUCGCAUUUUUGUCUGUCUUCAUUAUGGUUGUUUUGUUACAGGUAUCUCUGGUAUGGCAGGCGGAGCUGGAAACAUGCAUGGAUCCCAGGUAAGCCACAAUGCAAACCAUCUCUAACAUCAGUGUUCACAUAUAUUUUACUGCAUUUGGUGCUCUUAAAAUGUAUGCAGAAAAACCGUCUGCAGCCCAUCCCAUCAUUUUGAGCUGUCGUUCUCAUCUGCUAUCUUAAAGUCUGGUUCAACUCCAAGAUUAUGAUAUCCAUAAUAAAGUCCUACUGCAAAGAUCAUGACAAGUUAAAAGACCAAAUUAACAGUCCAAAAAUAGCAUAUGUGAUUCAAUAAUAAUGAUAAUAAUAACACAGUUUUUUAAUGUUUCCAUUAGAUGGGUCAUCUGGGCUCAGGGCAGCAGGCUCCACCACCCUACCCUGGACAAAGCCACAUUGGGCAGCCUGCUCUCCAGCAGCCUUCCACUCCAGUGUUUGUAUCCCCACCAGCCAAGACACAGCGGCUGCUCCACUCUGAGGCUUACCUCAGAUACAUAGAGGGCCUCACUGCGGAGUCUUCUACUAUUAGCAAGUGGGACCAAGCUCUCUCAGGUCAUUACUGUUUCUUUUCAGUGAUUAAAUAAAAAAGUCAACCAUGCUAGAUCAUAAAACUUAGGAGAAAUAUUUUUGGGUUUUGUUUAACUUUUAAUGACUUUUGACAUGAUUACUUAGCUAUAUAGGAGGUUUCCUAAGUUCCCUGUCUAUGAUACAAAAAGCCCUCAUGUGGUCCAGAACAUAUACCCUAAAAUAAAUGCUUUAUAUUCUAACUUAAACCAUUAAAAGAGUAUUAAUAUCACAUUUGAUACUUCUCAAAACAUUUUAUUAAACAAAACUCUCAGAUUUCUGCUUUUAAUACCUUUUUUGUGCACUUUUAGUCAAAAAACAAGAUGUGCGUCUGACAAAGGAGCAAGAGAGCAGACUACCAUCCCACUGGCUGAAGAGUAAAGGGGCCCAUAAGACCAUGGCAGAUGCACUUUGGCGACUUCGUGACCUGAUGCUGCGAGACACCUUAAAUAUCCGUCAGACGUACAAUCUGUAGCAUGCUCGUAUUCUGAGCCUCUUAUCUACAUACCUGUGAGACAGGAAAAGGAUUAAGCUCACUAAAAGUGUUUACUUUGUGUUACUGUUUGAAGACAUGUGUUUGUAAUCAUUUCAGCUGCUUUUUGUGUUUACGCAGAUUUUUGUUUAACAUUUAAGAUCAACUAUUCUAAGUGCAUUAUUGUUCAAGACUGUCAGUCUGUGGCGAUUGCCUUCAUGCUUUCAUGAUUAAAUAUGAAGACAUCA
Messenger RNA from Xyrichtys novacula (pearly razorfish), 16868 nucleotides. The record is from the annotation of a GenBank genome assembly. NCBI's taxonomy places the organism in Eukaryota, Metazoa, Chordata, Actinopteri, Labriformes, Labridae.